Molecule: messenger RNA, 1153 nt
Organism: Suricata suricatta (meerkat)
Lineage: Eukaryota; Metazoa; Chordata; Mammalia; Carnivora; Herpestidae
Gene: SMCO3
Product: single-pass membrane protein with coiled-coil domains 3
Exons: 2
Coding region: 447-1124 (225 amino acids)
Source: RefSeq, a predicted model, not a curated record
UUUCUUACUCUUUCAAAUCAACAGACUUUUUUAAAAAAUGAAUUUCUGACCAUCAUAAAGUUUAUGCUAUUAGGGCUACCAAGGCAUUUUUUCUAAAUUUAACAGCAUAAAUGAUUAUGUUCCCAAUCCAUUUUUAAAAACUGUGCCCCUUUCCAUUACCAAAUUAUAUCUUUAUGACUUGGACAGUAGGUUAUUUUCAUGUUACUUUUCUUGAGAAAAAAGUAUCUUCAUUCCUUCAUUCCAUGCUUGUGAGGUUCCUCAUAUCUAGGCCAAGAGCCAUGGUCCCAGAAUAGAUAAGGCCUGAAUUCCUCAGGAUGUUGUUUACAAGACAGAAUGUGCCAGACCCCACACAAAUUUCAUUUUCUCUUUUCUCCCAAGAGAAUUUUAAAUUUAAAAUAGAACUGCCAAGCACCUAGCAAGCCUAUUUAAGAGAUUAUACUUGAAAUAUGGCUCAGAGUGACUUCCUCUACCCAGAUAACCCAAGAAGAAGGCAAGAAGUCAACCGUCUUCACCAGCAGCUUCUUGACUGCUUAUCUGAUAGCUUCCAUGCCACCAAUAAGCUGAUUGGGGUUUUAAACACGCACUUGGGGUGCAGCCUGGCCUCUAUUGAGAUGCAGCGAAAUGGGACCAUCAAGGAAAACUGUGAUAUCAUCAUCCAAGCCAUGAUGAAAAUCCAAAAAGAAUUGCAAAAGGUUGAUGAAGCACUAAAAGAUAAACUAGAGCCAACCCUUUACAGAAAACUUCAGGAUAUUAAAGAAAGGGAAACAGAGAAAAUUGCAAUAGUACAAAAGGUCAUUUCAGUCAUCCUGGGAGAAGCUACUUCCGCAGCCAGUGCAGUGGCUGUGAAACUUGUGGGCUCAAAUGUCACAACUGGCAUAAUUAACAAGUUGGUCACUGUGUUAGCUCAAAUUGGAGCUUCUCUCCUCGGUAGUAUAGGAGUUGCUGUUCUUGGCCUUGGCAUAGAUAUGAUCUUCCGUGCUAUCCUGGGAGCAGUGGAGAAAACACAGCUUCAAGCAGCCAUUAAAAGUUAUGAGCAGCAUCUGGUGGAAUUCAAGUCAGCUUCGGAAAAAUAUCAUCAUGCCAUUACUGAAGUCACCAACACAGUGAAACACCAAAUGAAAUAAACAGCCACUGUGCUUCUUCUGCUUCUCAA